Molecule: messenger RNA, 1929 nt
Organism: Geodia barretti
Lineage: Eukaryota; Metazoa; Porifera; Demospongiae; Tetractinellida; Geodiidae
Source: the annotation of a GenBank genome assembly
GGAGUCACUGUCUUGCAGUAGCUCGUGGGGCAGCAUAAGAGAUUCCCUGGAGAGAAUGAGGGAGAGGACCAACAGCAUUGCUCAGAGUCCCUUGCCCAAAGCCAAUAUUCAAGACGUAGGUGAUGAAGAAGAAGAAAAGGUACAGAGUCUUCCACUGGCUAUUCCUCGUCCUCCCAUCAACCGGCAUGUUGUCUGUGAGCGAUACCCCAAGGGAAAGGCUUCCGUGUUGGUUUUUAUGCUAAAUUUCAUUGUCAAUUACGCCUAUGGUGUAGCCAUAACCGGUAUCCUGGACAUAUUUGAAACACAGAGGGAUGCGGUUGAAAAAUACUCAAGCUCAUCUCCGUUGGAAAGGCACUCUCUUCAUUUCGUCAAGUUGCUGUUUCAGUACUGCAUCAGUCAAAUUUUCUACCCACUGGCAGGUUUUCUAGCUGAUGUCUACACUGGUAGAUGGCGUAUGAUAUACCUCUCUAUCCUCUUCUUGCUCACUGGUUAUGUGAUCAUAGUUGCGUCUUUCACUUUAGAAGGACAAAGUAGCAUUCACCUAUCCACUCUAGUGAGAUACACAAUCAAUGGCAUAGCGUAUCUCUUUCUGAGUAUUGGUGGAGGGGCGUUUGAGGCCACUAUCAUACCUCUUGGGGUUGACCAGCUCCAGGGAGCAUCGUCUGCUGAAAUUAGCUCCUAUUUCCACUUUUUUUACUUCAGUCGGAACCUCGGAAUGGCAAGUGGAAUCAUUGUGUCCUGCCUUCUCUCAUACGUCAAUAUAAAAAUGUCCGACAUUGAGGGUGGUUCGCUGCAGUUGUAUAAUGCGUUUCAGCCACUGGUCACGACAGCUGUACUGAGUGUUGGACUCAUUCUGAUCAUCUGUUUCCACCACUGGUUCUUCAAGAACACUCUGUGGGAGAACCCAGUAAAACUCAUUGUCAGGAUCCUCUGCUACGCUGCCACAGUCAAACGCCACCUCCCAGUCCGCAACAGAGCCUUCAGGUACGGAGAAGAGAGGAAGAGGAGAAUCGAACUGGCAAAGAUCACAUACGACGGUGAGUUUCCCGACGACAAAGUGGAAGAAGUGAAGACUUUCUGUGGCAUUGUUUUGAUACUACUCUCACUCGCUCCUGCCAUGUUCUCAGUUAAUGCAGUAAGCUAAGCAAUAAGGGUAACCCGCUGUUUAUGAAAGUCUCGUUUCCCUCUACAGCUCGAUGUUCUAAUAUCCCAAGAAACCAACCAAACUCUGAUGAAAUUGUACCCGAAUCCAUACUUUGCCGAGCUCUACCCACACAUUUACUGGGGAGUCAACACAAUAGCCAUCACGUUUAUUUUACCGGUGGUUAAUUUCCUUGUCAUUCCGUGUUUCCCAAAGCUCACCAUCAGAGCUAGGAUUGGAAUCGGUCUGGUCCUGUAUUGCAUUGGUAGUGUGGUAGUUGUGAUAAUCCAUGCCGUUCCACUAGCCAUCAACAGCCAGCACAGCACAGUCUCAGGUGCUCAGAUUGGCUGUCUCCUCAUUCCAAUGCUGAUCUUCGCCCUUGGAGAGGCCAUAACUGCUGUCUCUGUGCUAGAGUUUAUAUAUGCCCAGUCUCCGGAGAGUAUGAAAGGUCUACUCACUGGACUCUUCUAUUUUUUUCUUGGUGUUGCCUCCAUCCCUUCUGCAGCCCUAUACUAUCUCUACAAAACCAGCCUUGAAAACAAAACCCUCCUCCCUUUCUACAUAGCACUGACCAUCAUUACAGUGGUGGGUACAGUGUUCUAUAUGGUGGUUGGAGCUCUGUAUAGAAACAGACAGAGAGAUGAUGGGAACAGUCUUCAGCGGAGGUUGAUUAUUGAGAACCAGUUACACAGCACUGUCACUGCAGAAGACUGAACCUUUUCUCUGUGUAUUAGUUUGGUGUUGAGACAAUCAUGCUAUGUUUUACUCUUAAGUUUAAAUUCUGACAA